This is a messenger RNA of Eriocheir sinensis (Chinese mitten crab), 748 nucleotides long. RefSeq names its product DNA ligase 1-like. Bases 18 to 713 code for a protein of 231 amino acids. The transcript has 3 exons. NCBI's taxonomy places the organism in Eukaryota, Metazoa, Arthropoda, Malacostraca, Decapoda, Varunidae. The record is from RefSeq and is a predicted model, not a curated record.
GACACGGGGCAGGCAAGAUGCACCCGUUCACCACCACCACCACCACCACCAGCAUCACCACCAUCAUCAUCACCACGCUGGCCAUCAUCACCUUCUGCCUACCCACCACCACCACCACCACCACCACCAGCGAGGGGGGUCAGGGGGGGCGUGGGGUUCGGCUGCUCGGGUUCGUCACCUCCACCACCGUGACGCGCCUAUCCACCACCACCAUCACCGCCCUCUCCACCUGCAUCACCGCCGCCACGGACGCCACCCCCUGCUUGGGACGGCGGAAGAGGAGCGACCGUCUGCUGGAUAUACCAAACUACGAGGCAUGGAGAGACGAGGACGAUGAAGCCGCUAAAGCAACCACAAACAAGGACGACUACCCACUCUUCACCAGCAUGGAAGAAGACGACAAGGAGGAGGAGGAAGAGGAGGAGGAGGAGGAGGGGAGGAGGAAGACACACGGAAUGGAUUUGAACGUAGAGAAGAGUGAAGAGGAGGGAAAGGGGAGAGAGAAGGGAGAGAAGAGUGAAGAGGAGGGAAGGGAGAGAAAGGGGAGAGAGAGGGGAGAGGAGAGGGAGGGGAGGGUCAAGUUCACAAUUUGGUCGUCGCUUUUCACGACUCUAACAGUGACCAGCUCCUCGGCUUUAGGGGGAACGACCGUCACAGCGUCCGCCUUCUGCGUCACCCCCGGCUUCAUGAACGGGGCCUGUUUCCUUGGCUAAUGAUGAUGAUGAUGACGAGGAGGAGGAGGUGGUGA